This is a messenger RNA of Dinoponera quadriceps, 2152 nucleotides long. Its product is annotated as proclotting enzyme-like. The transcript is spliced from 6 exons. Gene Ontology annotation, biological process: proteolysis. The coding region runs from base 601 to 2136 and encodes 511 amino acids. The record is from RefSeq and is a predicted model, not a curated record. Gene Ontology annotation, molecular function: serine-type endopeptidase activity. NCBI's taxonomy places the organism in Eukaryota, Metazoa, Arthropoda, Insecta, Hymenoptera, Formicidae.
ACAAAAUUUUGGCUCCCACAGGUAAAAAUUAACUGUCCAUAUAAUACAACUGAAAUUUAGUUAAUUUAGCUAAUACUUCUUGUCCUUGUAUCUAAUUUUUCGUUUCUACGGCUAAAAAUUAGGUCUGGUAAAUUUUCGUCGUAUUAUAUAGACAGCUGAUUCUUUUUUUUCGUGAAGGAAAGAUCGCUUCGCGCAUCGGGAGGACCGAGCCUCUCCCGACCUCCGGCGCGACUCUCCUCCGUCUAUCGUCUACCCCGCGGCCAUUCUACGGGAGAGGACGGCUCGAAGUGAUGAUAAAAGAGCAAGAGAAGAAAAGAGCGCGAAACACCUCGUGCGUUCCGCCACGGAGGAGUUCACCGGGGGCCGGGAGCAGCGCCGAGCGCCAGAGGGGAGGGCGAGCCCGUUAUAAGCUCGAGCAGCGGCUAUUCAGCAGCCUGGCGGCGGCCUAGUGGAGUCCUCAGGAUCCUCGCCCGGCGUUCGCACACGUGGUGAUCGUCCCAAAAUCUCGCGCGUCGUCCGUUGUCCCUUUGCUCGCGGUGCCGCUCGGAUUUCUCUACGGUUCUCUCGAGUUCUCUUAGGACGACGGUCUUCUUGAUUAGGAUGAAUCGACCACGCGGACUGUCGUCGUUCGCGCUGAUCGUGCUGGUGCUCGUGGUGCAGGUGAUCGCGGCGGAGGUGCCCGAAGAGCCGGUGUCCAGAUCACGGAGCUACAAGCCGAUCAACGAUGCUCGUGUGGUGGAAGAGGACGACGCCGUGAUCGUCGAAGCCGCGAUCGAACCGAGCCAGUUCACGUCGAGACAGGGUCGGGAAAUCCUGUGGAGCGGUGCCGCCACUCGCGAGAGUUGCCUAACUUCAAAGGGUGAAGUCGGUCGUUGCACGACCUUCAAGGAAUGCUAUCCGUACUUCAAGAUUCCAGACCUCGGUGCUCUGGACGGCUGGGUGCUCGGUGUUUACGAUACGUGCAGCUACGUUCGAGAAGAUGGACACAUGAGUUUUGGAAUUUGCUGCUCAAACCUACAUCCGGUCGUCACGCCCUAUCCCGACAACUGCGACAACCCCGUACAUGAGGAAGAACCGCAGGUCGAAGACAAUAAGAAGAAUAAGAAGAAAGAGGACGGGAGCAUAGCGCGUCCUCAGGCUGCGCUUUCUUGGCCACCACCGAUUCCUACGCAUCCACCAUAUCACACGAUACCACCUUUACCGACUCACCCACCCUCGCCUGGUCUGUCGACGCACACCACUGAGAAGCCGAUCAAUACGAGCUCCAAGAAACCCGGUUCCGCCACCACGUGGCCAACGAAGAAGCCGACCUGGUGGCCGGCCGUGACCACCAUAUCGACCACCAACAGGCCGUCUACCACCUCGAGCAGCUCGAGCAGCAACCUGUCGCAAUGCGGCGCGAAGAACGGCAAUCAAGAUCAAGAGCGCAUCGUGGGUGGAAAGCCCGCUGAUCCAGGCGAAUGGCCAUGGAUCGCCGCGCUCUUCAACGCUGGACGACAAUUCUGCGGGGGGUCGCUCAUCGACGACCGACACAUCCUGACUGCGGCGCAUUGUGUCGCUAACAUGAAUUCUUGGGAUGUCGCGAGAUUGACGGUGCGCAUCGGUGACUACAACAUCAAAACGAACACGGAAAUUCAUCACGUCGAGAAACGUAUAAAGAGAGUCGUGAGACACCGGGGCUUCAACGCCCAAACGCUCUACAACGACGUGGCGCUCCUCACGAUGAACGAACCGGUGGAAUUCACAGAACAAAUCCGGCCUAUCUGUCUUCCUAGCGGAUCACAACUGUAUUCCGGCAAGACGGCGACCGUCAUCGGAUGGGGCUCUUUGAGAGAAGGUGGGAUACAACCAGCAGUUUUGCAAGAAGUUUCGAUACCAGUCUGGUCGAACAGCGAGUGCAAGUUGAAGUAUGGUAUAGCAGCACCGGGAGGAAUCGUCGACAGUUUCCUGUGUGCUGGCCAAGCUGCUAAGGACUCAUGCUCGGGCGACAGUGGAGGCCCUCUAAUGAUAAACGACGGCCGUUGGACGCAAGUUGGCAUUGUGUCAUGGGGGAUAGGGUGCGGCAAAGGACAGUAUCCGGGCGUGUACACACGCGUGACGCACUUUUUACAGUGGAUUAAUAAAAAUCUAAAAUAAUGGAUAUGAUAAUCUA